Phytomonas sp. EM1 is the source of this 1905-nucleotide messenger RNA. NCBI's taxonomy places the organism in Eukaryota, Euglenozoa, Kinetoplastea, Trypanosomatida, Trypanosomatidae. The record is from the annotation of a GenBank genome assembly.
AUGUUAUUAGCUAGUCUGGAGCUGAACUCCUUGAUUAUUCCAGGGACGGUGCUCAUCCUGGUGUGGAUUUUUUUCUACAUCCGGGUGUUCUUGGACUCCAAAGGGGGCACGAAGUUAUCCGGGCAAGGCAAGGCUGCCGCCUCGAAUGGGGUGCGCGGGGAGAAUUCCGUUUUAAUCCUCUUCGGCUCGCAAUCGGGUACGGCGGAGGCCUUCUCGAAGUCGCUCGGGCGGGAAUGCGCGAAACGCGGCAUCCACGGCAUCGUCUGCGAUGCGGAGGAGUACAACCCGGAGGACCUCGCGCUCGAGAAGGUCGUCCUGGUCAUCUGUGCGACCUACGCGGACGGGGAGCCGACGGGAAACAUGAAGGCCUUUCAUGAUUGGAUCAUGGACGACGCCCGCCUCGUCGGGGCGGAGCUUGCGACGGUGAAGUACGCCGUCUUCGGGCUUGGGGAUCGGCAGUAUAAGUUUUUUUGCCGCGAAGGCCUCACCCUCGACGCGCGGUUUGCCGAGCUCGGGGCGGAGCGCUUUUACGGGAUGGGCAUCGGCGACGCCGAUAGCGGGAAUUUGGAAGGGCAGUUCGAGGAGUGGGUGCAGGGGCUGUGGGGGGCCCUCAGCCGCGCGCUCGGGGCGAGGCUGGAGGUCCAUCCGGAGGAGAUCCCCGAGUCGGAAUGCCGCGUGAAAUUCUGGGAAGACGCCGUCGAGGGCGCGCCCUACCCCGCGACGAUGUCGAUUUUGGAGCCCACCCAACGCCUCCCCGUGGCGAUCCCCGUGGUGCGGAAUGAGGAGCUCAUCCGGGGCGCCUCCACGCGAAGCACGCGGCUUCUCGAGUUCGACCUCACGAAUACGAUUAUUUCGUAUCAAGCCGGGGAUUACCUCGGGAUCCUCGCCUGCAAUCUCGACACCCUCGUGGAGGCGUAUCUCGCGCGGCUGGGGCUUCCCCCGGGCGAGGCGGAGCGGGUGCUUUCGCUGCAGGAUAAGAAAACCCUGAAGAACGUCUUCCCCGCGCGCGUUUCGGUUCGGACGGCGUUGAAGUGGUAUCUCGACCUCGCCGGGCCACCGAAAAAAUCGACCCUCCGCACCUUUGCCUCCUACUGCACCGACGCGCAGGAGAAGACGGAGCUGCUACGCUUGUUAGCCGUCGAUGCGGCCGCGCAGAAGGAGUACGAUCGCCUGCUUCACGAGCUCCGCACCGUUCUCGGCUUUUUGAAUCGCUUCCGUUCGAUGAAGAUUACUCUGCCGAUCUUUUUGGAGUACAUGCCCCGGAUCGCGCCACGGUAUUUCUCGAUCUCGUCCGAUUUGUUGUACACCCCAUCCAAAGUCAGCAUCACGGUUGGGGUGGUGGAAGGGGGGCUUUGCACGCCCAUGCUUCAGCGGCUCAAGGUGAACGAUUGCGCCUAUGCGUUUGUGCUGAAAUCGAGUUUUCACCUUCCCCUACGCGCGAAGGAGCGGCCGAUUAUUAUGAUCGGCCCUGGUACGGGCGUGGCGCCUUUUAUCGGAUUUAUUCAACGGCGAUACGCGUGGAAGGAAAAAGGGGCGACCCUCGGCGAGGCAAUGUUGUUUUUUGGCUGCCGACACUCCGCGGAGGAUCACAUCUACGAGGAUUUCACCCGUCAGGCGCUCAACGACGGCAUCCUCUCCGCGAUCGAGGUCGCCUACAGCCGGGAUCAGCCGGAGAAGAUCUACGUGCAGCACCGCCUCAAACAACGAGGGAAGGAUGUUUGGCGGAUUAUCCAUAACGAUAACGGCAACCUUUAUAUCUGCGGGGAUGCGAAGCAUAUGGUCCACGACGUCGAGGCCGAGCUCCUUCAAAUUGCCCAACGGGAGGGGGGGUUGUCUAAGGAGGAGGCGAGUGAGUUUCUGACAAAGAUGGGCGAUGAGGAUCGGUAUCUGAAAGAUGUGUGGUAA